Molecule: messenger RNA, 1945 nt
Organism: Macroventuria anomochaeta
Lineage: Eukaryota; Fungi; Ascomycota; Dothideomycetes; Pleosporales; Didymellaceae
Product: MFS nicotinic acid transporter-like protein Tna1
Exons: 5
Coding region: 264-1796 (510 amino acids)
Biological process (GO): transmembrane transport
Cellular component (GO): membrane
Molecular function (GO): transmembrane transporter activity
Source: RefSeq, a predicted model, not a curated record
GGGACCGCGAGUGAUGAUAGGCGAUCUCUUAGCCUCGGAACGAGUUCCCCAGGCCCAUAUGUGCGAAAUACUAAACACGUCAGAGGGUGAAGGUGAUAUAUAUCAUGCGACGGUCUCACUGAUCGCUGACUUGCGGCUCUCAACCCAUUUCCACGGUUCGCGUUUACAUCUUCAAGCUCGCAAACUGGCGAGAUAACUACACCUCACUCACCCGCCGCCUUUUCCGACAUAGAGUCCCCGCUACUGCUUGUCUCAUAAAUAAGAUGGCUUCAGCAGUCGAAAACGAAAAACAUGGCCGCGACAGUGCAAGCCUCGAGGGGAAGAUUGCUCACCAGCAUCAGGAAGUUGUGAAUCCCCUCACCGACCUUGCAGACCCCGACGCUGGACUCAGCGAUGAGGAGCGAGCAGCUGCGGACAAGAAGCUCCUUCGCAAGCUCGACUUUAAGCUCAUUCCAUGGCUGUCCUUCCUGUACCUGAUAUCCUUCCUUGACAGAACCAACAUCGGCAAUGCCAAAGUUGACGGCCUACAACAAGAUCUACACAUGACCAAUGGCCAGUACAAUACCACUCUCACAAUCUUCUUCGUCAGCUACUCCGUCUUCGAGCCUCUCACGAACGUGCUGCUCAAGAAGAUGCGCCCUAGCAUCUUCCUUCCCAUGAUCAUGAUCGCCUGGGGCAUUGUUAUGUGCUGCAUGGGCUUGGUGCACAACUACUCCGGAUUGAUGGCUUGCCGAUUCUUCCUCGGCCUCGCCGAGGCAGGCCUGUUCCCCGGCGUCAAUUACUACCUUUCCUGCUGGUACAAACGAUCCGAAUUUGGUAUCCGAGCUGCUAUCUUCUUCUCUGCGGCGGCCCUAGCUGGCUCCUUUGGUGGUCUUCUGGCAGCUGGUAUCGCUCAGAUGAAGGGUGUUGGAGGCAAACCUGGUUGGGCCUGGAUCUUCAUCCUCGAAGGUCUCGCCACAGUGGUAGUCGGCAUCAUCAGCUACUGGAUGGUCCACGAUUUCCCCGCCGAAGCAACUUUUCUCUCGCCCGACGACCGAGCACGCGUUUUGCGCCGUCUUGCUUCCGACAAGCAGUCCUCCGCCAAAGUCGAGACCUUCAAGUGGAAGUACUUUUGGCAAUCCGUCAAGGACUGGAAAACUACCAUGUACGCUAUCAUCUACAUGGGCGCUGACGGUUCUCUCUACGCUUUCGCCCUCUUCCUGCCAACUAUCAUCAAGGGAUUGAACCCACAGUACUCGGCCACCACUGCUAAUCUUCUGUCGGUGCCUCCGUAUGCGGUUGCUGCUGCUGCAACCAUCUUCAUUGGAUGGCUUGCGGAUCGGACACAGCAGCGUGGACUGUGCAAUAUUGGCAUGUCGCUCCUCGGCAUUGUGGGCUUUGCUAUGCUUUUGGGUAGUGGCAAUCCCCACGUUCAGUACGCGGGUGUAUUCCUUGGAGCGCUCGGUAUCUACCCUUGCAUUCCGAACACUGUAUCCUGGACAUCAAACAACGUCGAGGGCGUUUACAAACGUGGUGUCACUAUCGGUUUCGUCAUUGGCUGGGGUAACUUGAACGGCGUGGUUAGCUCGAACAUCUACCACGAAAAGGACAAGCCGCGCUACUUCCUGGGUCACGGUGUGGUUCUAGCGUACCUAACCCUGUUUCUGUUUGGCGGCAGUAUCAUCACGAGGGUCCUGCUUGCCAGGGAAAACAAGAAGCGGAGGAUUGGCCUUCGUAACCAGUGGACUGAAGGCAAGAGCCGGGAUGAGAUCCAUGAGCUGGGUGAUAAGGUGCCGGACUUCGAGUACGUUCUCUAGAGUACUGAAGUAGACAAGAUGUCGGAGCGUAGAAAGCCACGCAAAUCUGAACCUGACGAUAGUGUCUCACAAGUCGUUCUUAUGCCGCUGCAUGCGCGGAAACGGUGACACAAAAAUGACCCAGAAGCUGCUAACAUUGUCUUUACCUG